AUGAGGGCGCCGCUGCUGCUGUGGGCGGCCGCCGCGUGGCUGGCCGUCAGCGCCGUGGUGGCGCACCCUGGCAGAGGCGGCGGGGGGGAGCAGCCGCUGUCGAGGAUCGCCGUCGAGAGGGCGGUCCUCGCCGUCGACGAUGCGGCGCACGUCAAGGCGUCCCCUUUGGUUCUUGGGCUCAAGGGCGAGAACAGUAAAUGGGUGGAUGUGGAGUUCUUCCAUCCCAACCCAUCCAGUGACGAUUGGAUCGGUGUGUUCUCUCCUGAGAAUUUUAGUGCUGCAAUCUGUGAGCCUGAGAAUAAAAGGCAGUAUCCUCCAGUGCUAUGCACCGCACCUAUCAAGUACCAGUUUGCAAACUUCAAAAAUGAUGGCUAUAACAAGACUGGAAAGGGCUAUCUGAAGCUUCAGUUGAUCAACCAGAGGGAAGAUUUCUCGUUCGCACUUUUUUCAGGAGGCCUCUUUAAGAUGACAGUCACCUGGACAAGUGGCUAUGAUAUUACAGAAGCAGUUCCUUUUGUUGAAUGGGGCGAGAAAGGAGGACGCCGGUUUCUUGCUCCAGCUGGAACAUUAACAUUUGACAGAAAUAGCAUGUGUGGUGCACCAGCCCGAACUGUUGGUUGGCGCCAUCCUGGUUACAUUCAUACAAGCUACCUGAAGGAUCUGUGGCCAGACUCACCGUACACUUACAGGCUUGGCCAUAGGCUAAUGAAUGGGACCCGCGUCUGGAGCAAAUCAUACAGCUUCAAAGCAUCACCGUACCCUGGACAAGAUUCUUUGCAACGAGUCAUCAUAUUCGGAGACAUGGGAAAGGCAGAGGCAGAUGGCUCAAAUGAGUUCAACAACUUCCAGCCAGGUUCACUAAACACUACUUACCAGAUCGUCAGUGACCUAGAAAACAUCGACAUGGUGGUCCACAUUGGGGACAUCUGCUACGCGAAUGGCUACUUGUCUCAAUGGGAUCAGUUCACUGCACAGAUUGAACCAAUCGCUUCAAAGGUGCCGUACAUGGUUGGAAGUGGUAACCAUGAGAGGGAUUGGCCUGGCACCGGUUCGUUCUACGGGAAUCUCGACUCCGGUGGAGAAUGCGGUGUCCCUGCCCAAACUGUGUUCUACACUCCAGCUGAGAACCGUGCAAAGUUCUGGUACGCAACAGACUACGGCAUGUUUAGGUUCUGCAUUGCUCACACAGAAGAGGACUGGAGGCCCGGGACCGAGCAGUACAAGUUCAUCGAGCAAUGCCUGUCGUCUGUUGACAGGCAGAAGCAGCCAUGGCUCAUCUUCCUUGCGCACCGUGUUCUUGGCUACUCGUCCUGCGCCUACUACGAGUCAGAGGGCACGUUCGAGGAACCCAUGGGGCGGGAAGCGCUGCAGGAGCUCUGGCAGAAGUACAAGGUCGAUCUCGCCUUCUAUGGACACGUCCACAGCUAUGAAAGGACAUGCCCAGUCUAUCAGAGCCAAUGCGUCGUGGACGCGUCGGACCACUACAGCGGCCCGUUCCAGGCGACGACGCACGUUGUCGUCGGCGGCGCAGGAGCCACCCUUUCUGAAUUCACCGCCUCAAAGAUCCAGUGGAGCCACUUCACCGACUUCGACCACGGGUUCGUCAAGCUCACGGCCUUCAACCACUCGUCCCUGCUGUUCGAGUACAAGAAGAGCCGCGACGGCAACGUGUACGACCAUUUCACGAUCUCGCGGGACUACCGGGACAUCCUCGCUUGCUCUGUCGACAACUGCCCCCGGACCACACUGGCUUCAUGA
Messenger RNA from Miscanthus lutarioriparius, 1758 nucleotides. NCBI's taxonomy places the organism in Eukaryota, Viridiplantae, Streptophyta, Magnoliopsida, Poales, Poaceae. The record is from the annotation of a GenBank genome assembly.